CAGGCUAAAUCCACGGCGGGCAAACGCGCUUUUCGGUCCAAAGUCUCUGCAACUGAAAAUUGAAUAUCCGACGCCGGAGCUCCAACCUUCUUCGUCAAUUCGGCCUCUUCUUCCUCCGUCCUCUCCUCGUCGGAGCUAGCCGGCAGCGGCGAUUGUUAUGCUCUCUCGUUCCGGGAGACACUGAGUGAAAGGGGAGAGAGCUAGUCAAGUUCGCGGUCGCCGCUCGGGAGGAGGAUUUCGUGAAUUCCGAGGCCGGAAUCAAUGGGCUGCUGCGUCAGCAAGAGCGCCGAUUCCAAGGCCAGCAGGAUCGCGCGGUGGCGAUCGACUGGCAUUGUUGCUCUCCGCGACUCCAAACUGAAGACAUUCCCGGAUGAAGUCCUGGACCUGGAGAGAUCUGUACGCACUCUUGAUUUAACACACAACAAGCUUGUUGAAAUUCCUUUUCAGAUUGGCAAACUUAUAAACAUGCAACGUUUGGUCUUAGCUGAUAACCUCAUCGAGCGUUUGCCAGUUAAUCUGGGGAAGCUUCAGUCCCUGAAAGUCAUGAUACUUGAUGGCAAUCGAGUAACUUCCUUGCCAGAUGAGUUGGGCCAGCUUGUCAGACUUGAGCGGUUAUCCAUCUCUGGGAAUAUGUUAACUAGCUUGCCUGAGACAAUUGGGAGCUUACGUAAUUUGUUACUCCUAAAUGUUUCAAGUAACAAACUGAAGUCUCUGCCAGAAUCAAUUGGGAGCUGCUUCUCUUUGGAAGAGCUGCAAGCAGAUGAUAAUUCAAUCGAGGAAAUUCCUUCAUCACUUUGCAAUCUGAUCAACCUAAAGUCCCUCUGCUUAAACGAUAACAAUGUGAAGCAGAUACCUUCUACGUUGUUGAAAGACUGCAAAGCUCUUCAAAAUAUUUCCUUGCAUAACAAUCCCAUAUCGAUGGAGCAAUUUCAGCAGAUGGAAGGAUUCCAAGAAUUUGAAGAGAGGAGAAAAAAGAAGUUUGACAAACAGAUUGAUUCGAAUGUGAUGAUCAGUUCAAGAGGCUUGGACGAAGGCGUCGACUUAUGACAGCAUAGACUGUAUAAGACACACACAUAAAUCGAAAAAAUUCUGGCGAUUGAACUGCAAGCAGGACAUUUUCCGAUCCCUGAAAAACUCCAGACUCCAGUCAACUAGAUUAGUAUUCAUGGUGAUUCCGACACUCCCGAUCGAAUAAUUUGUACUUUUGGCGUGAAUUUGAAUUGUUUGUAUAUAUCGGCGUGACGGUUAUAUUGCCACUAUUGCUGGCCUGUACAUGAAAUAGCAUUUUUCUUGUAAAAUCUAUUCGAAGGCAUGACAAUAAUAUCACAUAUAUCCUUCGCGCCUUUA
Molecule: messenger RNA, 1347 nt
Organism: Punica granatum (pomegranate)
Lineage: Eukaryota; Viridiplantae; Streptophyta; Magnoliopsida; Myrtales; Lythraceae
Source: RefSeq, a predicted model, not a curated record